Botrytis byssoidea is the source of this 1233-nucleotide messenger RNA. RefSeq lists its product as uncharacterized. The transcript has 3 exons. Gene Ontology annotation, biological process: regulation of transcription by RNA polymerase II. Gene Ontology annotation, molecular function: zinc ion binding; DNA-binding transcription activator activity, RNA polymerase II-specific. NCBI's taxonomy places the organism in Eukaryota, Fungi, Ascomycota, Leotiomycetes, Helotiales, Sclerotiniaceae. The record is from RefSeq and is a predicted model, not a curated record. Bases 1 to 1233 code for a protein of 410 amino acids.
AUGACAAUACCCUCCUCAAUCUCCGGAAAAGUCACGCACCGGAAGAUAAGACCACAUAAAAAAUCACGUAGUGGUUGUGGAAACUGUAAGUUGAGAAAAGUCAAGUGCGAUGAGGAUAGACCCAAGUGUAAACGGUGUACAGAAUUUAAUGUUCUCUGCAAUUACGACAACCAAACUUCAGCACUUCAACUACUUGAGAAGUCUUUUACCUUCGAGACUCUCCAGCACAGACUUCCCUAUUCAUUAAAUCAAACAGUCCCAAGCUUUAUUAGUUCGCGGCUGAAGACUCCCGGAAAGAUUGACGUAUACGAUUUGAGCGACCAAGAACAUUUGGAGUUAUUGAACAAAUUUCAAACGAGAACUGUUUACUCUAUAACAACGAGUAGGAACCUUCAAAUAUAUCAAAAUGAGUUUAUCAAGCUAUCGUGUCUGCAUCCAUACUUGAUGCACGCUCUACUCACAUUUACGCUAAUGCAUGACCGACACAUCUCUAUUGAGCACAGUAUAAGAAUGUCUUCUCGGGAAUCUUUUCAUUGGUGUCAAAGUGUAUCAUUAUUCAGCAAAAAAUUGGCAUCCGGAUCAAUCGAAUCUUCAUCAGAACGCGAUGCUUUAUGGGCAACUUCCGUUCUUCUUGGUAUAAUUGCAUUUUGCAAUAUUGAAGCAGCGAGUCCAGAAGAAGCUUGGCCUUUGAAACCACCUUCAUCUCUAGAUCUGAAUUGGUUAACGAUGAGCUAUGGGAAGUCUGAAAUUUGGAAAUUGGGUCUGGACCAAAAUGCGAGCGCAUUUAAGACAUUGAUGGCGCCGUCUUUUGAAACGAUAUCACAAUCCUCGCACAUUCGUCUUGAGACAUUGCCCCAAGCUUUCGUCAUCCUUUUGAAUUUGCAUCCCAGUUCCGGAUCACAUGAUAACCCCUAUCAUCUUGCUGCAACUUUAUUAUCGGAUAUCAUCGAUCUUGAUGAUCCCAUUACCGUAAUUCUGAAGUUUUGGACCUUUAUCAGCAGUAUGCAUCCGCAAUACAAAAGAUUACUCUUACAAAAAGAACCUCGCGCUCUCUUGUUGCAAGCUUAUUGGUUUGGGAAAGUUUGUCAAUUUCCACAUUGGUGGAUUUGGAGGCGUGUAUCACUGGAAUGUCAGGCUAUCUGCAUAUAUUUGGAAACUUUCCACAGAUAUGAGUCGGAUAUUCAGACACUGCUGGUCUACCCAAAGAUGAUGUCUGGGCUGAAUUAUUACUGA